Messenger RNA from Dicentrarchus labrax (European seabass), 1379 nucleotides. RefSeq names its product ATPase H+ transporting V1 subunit E1a (gene atp6v1e1a). Gene Ontology annotation, molecular function: proton-transporting ATPase activity, rotational mechanism. The transcript is spliced from 9 exons. The coding region runs from base 95 to 775 and encodes 226 amino acids. The record is from RefSeq and is a predicted model, not a curated record. NCBI's taxonomy places the organism in Eukaryota, Metazoa, Chordata, Actinopteri, Moronidae. Gene Ontology annotation, biological process: proton transmembrane transport. Gene Ontology annotation, cellular component: proton-transporting two-sector ATPase complex, catalytic domain.
UCUGCUCCGUGCUGUCCAACUGGCGACGAGCAGCAGGACCGAGAACACUUUAAAUAAUUUAACUUUAAAAUAAACACAUUUACCGCUUUCAGACAUGGCGCUCACCGACGCACACGUACAGAAACAGAUCAGGCAAAUGGUGGCCUUCAUUGACCAAGAGGCCCAAGAGAAAAUAGAAGAAAUUGAUGCUAAGGCGGAGGAAGAGUUCAACAUUGAGAAAGGUCGUCUGGUGCAGACCCAGCGGGUGAAAAUCAUGGAAUACUAUGAGAAGAAGGAAAAGCAGAUCGAGCAGCACAAGAAAAUCCAGAUGUCCAACCUGGCGAACCAGGCGAGGCUGAAGGUGCUGAAGGCCCGCGACGAGAUGAUCACGGAUUUGUUGAAUGAGGCUCGUCAAAGACUUGCAGAGAUUGCCAAAGACCCUGCUCGGUACUCUACCCUGUUAGAGGGCCUGGUGCUUCAGGGAUUCUAUCGACUGCUGGAACCUAAAGUUACCGUUCGCUGCCGACAGCAGGAUGUAGAAAUGGUUCAGGCUGCAGUUAAUACGAACAUCCCUAUCUACAAAGAGGCUGUGAAGAGCAACAUAGUCGUCACAAUCGACCAGAAACGUUUUCUUCCAUCAGAGAUCUGCGGAGGAGUUGAAGUAUAUAAUGAUAAUGGGAAGAUCAAGGUUUCCAACACUUUGGAGAGCAGGAUAGAACUUAUCGCACAACAGAUGAUGCCUGAGAUCAGAGCGAACUUGUUUGGUGCCAACCCCAACCGCAAGUUCACGGAUUAACGGUGGAUUUGAAGAGAGCAGUGCAGACAUGGGUGGAAGUGCCAUCUGAUUUUACGUCUCCAGGGAUUGUCUAAAGGACUGCUUUAAAUUGCAAUGGCAUUGCAAAGAUGUAUUCCUGCCGUUGUUUUGGGAAAUCUGUUGCUCUACUACUUGAUUACAGUAAUCAAAGCUACAUAUUUAGGUCACCAAAGAUACACAUUCACACAAUUAGUCUACAUUUUCUGUAGAUAUAAUGAGAUUGAUUAUCUGGUAUGUUGAUUUUUGUGUAACAUUCAGGAGGGUCUAUUGGCAGAAAUGGAAUAUAAUGUUCAUAGGUAUGUUUUCGUUAGUGUAUAAUCAUUUUUAUGUACAGACGCCGCAGGUCGCCUUCCAUGGAGUCUACUGGCUGUAGAUAGGGUUUGCAGUGUUUUUCACAAGUUUUGUGGCCACAGUAGUUUCUCCUACACACUUCAUUACCGGGUUGUCAAAAACAUGCGCGAGUAGUGUUCAUUUAGAUAGAAUCUGCCUUGCCUGUGUGGGUUUGCGCACAGUGAAGUGAUGUUUACUAUUCUUCUGAAGAACUUAACGUACAACAACCAAAGGAAUAAAUGUGCGUGACACAGAA